AUGCAGACGCUCCUGAGCCAGCUGCUCGUCUACUUGCUGUCCAGUGGCGAAGUCGUUGCCGUUGUAGGCGUCCUCAUAAACGUCACGUUCCUGCUCUUUGCUGAGUUCAACCCGCCUGCUGCUGCCAUUCCGGACCGUUACCGAUGGCUCUAUGACGUAACUCCACAGCGCGGGUGUGCUCAGCUACGUUAUUCGAGUCGUUUUAAGCUGUAG
Messenger RNA from Peronospora matthiolae, 213 nucleotides. The record is from the annotation of a GenBank genome assembly. NCBI's taxonomy places the organism in Eukaryota, Oomycota, Peronosporomycetes, Peronosporales, Peronosporaceae.